Molecule: messenger RNA, 14788 nt
Organism: Podarcis lilfordi (Lilford's wall lizard)
Lineage: Eukaryota; Metazoa; Chordata; Lepidosauria; Squamata; Lacertidae
Source: the annotation of a GenBank genome assembly
ACCUGGGAGUAAGUCCUGGUGGACUUACACCUCGGUAGGCGUGCAUAGAAUUGCACUGCAAAACCUCUGAUCCUUAUUAGGAUGGGCGGAGGGGAGAGUUAUUGGUGCCCUGGGCGCUGUAGCAAGCGAAACCACCACCAUGCAAGGGCUUGCUGCUACCUAGGCGCCAACCGCGCUUGUUUAGGAGCAAUAAUACACCGUUCAUCUCCGCGGGGUUUUUUUCCUACGUCAGCCUGGGCUUGCAUAAGGAUCUGGUUGCACAUCCAGGACGGAGAGCCGCCAGGCCAGGGCGCUUCGCCUGCUUCGCCCGGGCCGAGCUGCUGGUGGCGGAUCCGGCGCCUCCCAGAGCCGAAGGGGCUGCUGCUCCUCGUCGCAUGUGGCGUUUCUCCUCCUCCUCCCGCAAUCUCCCACCCGGGCCAGCAAGGCUGUUCCCGCCCACCGAGAGCAGAAGCGGGCGGCGGAGCCGGGGACUCGGCGCUUGCUCGGGGCGGUAAGCGCCUCUCGCCUCUGGAGGAAAGCGGAGCCCGGGAAGGGCGGCGGCCCGGGAUGUGUUUGCCAUUGGGAGGAGGUGGCGGGUGGCGGGGAGAAGCCGGGAUGAUGGUGAUGGGCGUAAGCUGCUGGGUAGGGCCGGCCCUCCGCUUCUCCCGGCUGCCCGUCGCCGUGGAGGCGCCUUCCACGCGCGCUGCCGCCGGUUAGCGAGGCGCCGCUGCUGGAGUAGCAUCGGGGAGCCGGCCGGCCAGAGCCUGCGGCCCCGGGCGGGAAGCUGUGAAGCGGGCUGGCUGCUGUGGGAAGGCGGGAGCCGGGCGCCUCCGCCACCGGGGCUGCCUGGAGGUGCUGGUAAGGUCGUGGAGGGAACGGCCUGUGCAGGCGACUUGGUGUUGGCUUGGGAGGCUGCAGGGAGAGAGGUGGAGCGGCCGAGGCGCGCAGCCUGUGCGUAAUGUGCGCGCGUGUGUGGUUGGAAUUGCAAAAAUGUCCCGUCCCCCCACCCCGGUCCGAGUCUCCGAGCGAGCCUUUCUCCCUGCCUGAACUCUCCUCCCUCAAUUUUUUUUAUAUAUUUUUUUAUUUUUUUACAUUUGUGUACAUUUCCUCCAGAGAGCUCAGGAUGGCAAAUCUUGGUUAUCCUUUUACCCAUUUUAACCGUCACAACAAACCUGUGGGGUAGGUUUGGGUUAGGAGACGAGGACUGACCCAAGCAAGGUGAGCUUCAUGACAGAGUGAGGAUUGUCUCUGGCUCUCCCCCGGAUUCUAGUCUGACUCCACUACACCCUCUUUCCUUAACAGAAACAAUGUUCUUUCAGCUGGAUAAAGGUAAAGGUAAAAGGACCCCUGACCGGUAGGUCUCCUUGCUUUACUGGCUGAGGGAGCUUAAGUUUGUCUGCAGACAUUUUUCCGGGUCAUGUGGCCAGCAUCACUAAGCUGCUUCUGGCAAACCAGAGCAGCGCACAGAAACACUGUUUACCUUCCCACCGGAGUGGUACCUAUUUAUCUACUUGCACUUUGACGUGCUUUCAAACUGCUAGGUUGGCAGGAUUCAGCUGGGUACCUGCCCUAUAAAAGGUUAUUACAAUUAUUUAUUAAAUUUGUAUACCAUCCUCAGAUGGUGGAGAAGCUGAAACUGGCUUCGAAAUCCUUGGUUAUGAGCUCACAUUUCAGAGAGUUGUGAUGACAUGGCACUCAGUACGUACUCUGGGUUUCUGAUAUUUUUAUUGCUCUCCGAUGGUCCAAGACAGAGUUCUCAGUCAGAUUUAAACUUUGGCCUUCCACAUUGCGGAGAUUUUGCAACCACGGGGUGUCCUGCAUUACGAAGCAGCCCUUGCAGUUAUAUUGGUUGAAGUUCUGCACUUAUUUGCCUGCCUUCGUGUACCUGUCACUUGGCAGGCCUAGUAUACUCCUUAUCUUAGAUGGUGAUACUGUGCAUUUUGUCUGAAUAGCUAACUGCUCCGUUAGUUACGUUUAGGGUGAGACUUGGUAUAUACAAAAUGAUGCCCUAUGAAAACCACUUGUCUGAUAUAUUUGUUAAGUGUCAGGGUGGUUUCUUUUUUUGAAGAAUACUAAAAGCCAUGUGAACAGGUCUGUAAAAAUGAAUUUCCCUGAGCCUAAUAUGUAAAUGUUGCUUGGGCGAGUGGUAACUCAAGGUGGAGAUACCAACAAGUUUAGGGGUCCUGUGGUACAGUCACUGAUCUGAUCUGGGCUGUACAGUGGUACCUCGGGUUAAGUACUUAAUUCGUUCCAGAGGUCCAUUCUUAACCUGAAAUUGUUCUUAACCUGAAGCACCACUUUAGCUAAUGGGGCCUCCUGCAGCUGCGGCGCCACCGGAGCACAAUUUCUGUUCUCAUCCUGAAGCAAAGUUCUUAACCCGAGGUAUAAUUUCUGGGUUAGCGGAGUCUGUAACCUGAAGCGUAUGUAACCCGAGGUACCACCGUACAUGCUUCGUCUGCUGCAGUGGCUGUAUGUCUUGGAGGGCCUUGCAGAAUUCAGGUGUGCAAAUUUACAAAAUCCUCCAGAAGUGACCUCUGGUCUUAGUCAGUUUACAAAUUAUCUUCUUCACCAGGUGACUUCCUCAAGCAGUGACUAUUGUAUACUGCACCAUUGGCCAGUUGAGCCUGAGCCCCAUAUACUGUAUGUAGAGUCACACUAGUAUUGCACAUUCCUGGUGGUGAGUUAGGGGGCUUCAGAAGCACAAUGAAGACAUGCUCUGGUGAAUGCUACAUGUCACAGCCCCGGGUGGAGCUACCACCCUUGGAAAUGUCUUGGUGUCCCAUUGUUCCUCCCCCCCCCCUCUAAUUAUGGCUUCUAAUUAACAGUGUAAUGUCAGAAUAGUUGCUCACUUAGGGAACUUGGAUAAGGCCAACCCAGAGAACAGAUACUCUAAUUAUAUUAGGAGCAGAAUUUGACCUGGGAGGCUGCUUCCCAUAGCAGCCAAUGUGUAUGAUGUAGGAAGGAGCUGAAUAGUUUUUUGUGUGUAGUUUUUUCUCUGUGUGUGUUGGAGAUUUAUGAGAUGAACUUGUGGCUGGAAGGAACAUUACACAGGGUGGGGAAGGAAACAAGCAACAGAUCAUACUAAAUGGAAUGAGGCUAAAUCCUCAGAGAGUUUGCACACUGACAUCUGACUUAAACCUGGGUGUGUGUAUCUUUGGAAAGGCGCUGGUGUAGACAUGAAAUGCCUCGGAAACAGCAGCCUCGGGUAGGAAUUAAGACGUGAAGGGACUGUAGUGUGAUACUGUGCAGCCGUAAGAUAUGUAUUGCUGCAGACAUUGUAAUUCUGAAACAAUUAGAGUAACUCUCUUUCAGUUGUAUUUGUAUGGGCUACUUAACCAAUCUUGAUUUUACCCUCUUUUCAAAUAUUAAACAAAUACUUUAUGGGGCACUGUUAAGAGAAUAAAUUUCUGUUAUGCAUGCCUGGUAAGAAAACAAGCCACCCUACUUAAAAGAGCACUUGUCGUAACUUGUUACAAUUCAAAUAGGUAUUUUUUAAACUUUCGCUUUCAUUUUUUUUCAUACAGUACGGUUGGCCUUGGAAUUUGAGAGUUAAUGAUGGUGUUAGCUUGAUGCAGCUUGGUAAGAGCAAUGAGCUAGAAAGAAUAGACAUUCUGUAUGCAUCUUCCUCCUCAGGCAACAAAAUUCUGCAGCAGGAUCUUUGGGCGUGUGUUAGUAUCUGAUACAAUUGACCCUGACUAUCCUAGUUGUCCUUGGGUUCAAGGUGUAUGUGCUGACACUGAAUAGUCAACUUGAGGGCAUUCAGCUGUACAGUGAGAUAUUAUUCCUUGGGGAAAAGACAAAGACAGGGUCUACAAGCCACUUAUCUCCCAUAUACGCUGUAGAUCAUAGAAGCUAGAAUCUUUAAUAGCACUAUCUUUAAUAGUAUUUUUACUCUUUCUCUUCAGAUACGGGGAAGAUCUAGCUAAGACUGUGAAGUAAUUGCAGACUUUGGGGAUUUGCCAAGAUGUUGGAGGAAGAUCUGGAAGUGGCCAUCAAAGUGGUGGUCGUUGGAAACGGAGCUGUUGGGAAGUCCAGUAUGAUCCAGAGAUAUUGCAAAGGAAUUUUCACGAAAGAUUACAAGAAAACUAUUGGAGUUGAUUUCCUGGAAAGAGAAAUGCAGUAUGUGUUUUAACAUAUGGGGGCACAGUUCCUUCUUGCCACUCUUUGUAUGUCUCCCUCCCUCCCUGUGUGUGAUGCUUUUUGUAAGGGCUGAGCUAAUGUUUUCUUGGAGAAAAGUGUUGUGACACUAUUCUUCCUUUCUUUAACAGAGCUGAAAGUGAGGCAUUUAUAUGCUAAUUGUAUUCUGCAGACUUUCCAUAGAAGUGCCACAUUUGCCGACUUGAAUAAUAAAUGCAAAAAAAUGCACAGACUGUGUAAAAGACCAGCCCUUUUAAGGAAAGGUCUCAUUUGUCAGAUGAGAUAGAAAGGUUGUGUGAAUGAGUGAAAAAGUGGGGAAUAUUCCUGACAGGGAAUAGCAGUAUGUUAUGUAGGGGACAAGAACACCACAGUAAAAGUAAGCUGGAAUUUUAAAAUUUCACUAACACACAGUAGUGAAGUCAUUUUCACAAAGAAAGAGGGGAAAAGUAAGAUGCAGGAUGGUUUUCAGUUGAAGUCAAGGCAGUGUUGUGUAGCAGUUACAGCAGUUACUUCUCACCCUUAGGUCCCCAAAUGCUGUUAAACUGCUGUUCCCAUCAUCCCUAGUCAGCAUGGUUGAUCGUUGUGGGGUGAGGGAAGUUGUAGUCCCACAGCCUUGGGUCUCCAUAUAAUGAUAAACUACAGCUCCUGUCAUCCUUAAUAAUCAGCCAUUCUGCUUGGCAGCAAUGGUGAUUGUAGUCAAACCAGAAUCUGGGGACCUAAGGUUUGACAGGCUGUGUUGGAUUAGAACUCAGAAACCUGGGCUCAAUCUCCAUUCAGCCAUGAAGCCUACUAGGUUACCUUUGGCCAGUCACACUUUUUUCAUUCUCACAUACCAUGCAGAGUUGUGAGAUAAAAGGCAAGGGGCAAGAGCUAUCGUGAUAAAAAAAAUGAAUUUUUUUAGAAAAGGCAUAAAUAAUUUACAAGGAAGUAGGAUAGAUUUAGGUGUUCCUGAAAAGAUGUGGGGUAUAAACGCUACUGCCACAAAUGUACUUUAAAUAACAAAUUUAUUUUGCUUUUUAUAGUAUGAUUAAAUAUUGAGAAUGUAUGCUGUUUUUGUUUUUUUUAAGAGUCAACAAUGAAGAUGUCCGACUGAUGCUGUGGGACACAGCAGGUCAAGAAGAAUUUGAUGCAAUUACGAAAGCUUAUUACAGAGGUAAAUAGAAUUACUAGCAUACUGACAUGUCGUAUAGGAAACUGGCAAUGGUUCUAGGCUGUGUUACUUUUGAUGUCUCCUAAACAAUGUGCAUUGUUAGAUUCCAGCCAGAGAGGAUAAGAGGAGAUGAUCAGUUUUAAUUGCAAAGCUUUUUAAGGUGGCUUUCCACAUGGUAGCUAUAAAGAAAGUCUGGUGUAUUAAAGGCAGCCCUUAAUGAAACAAAAUUUAAGAACCACUCGUCUAGUUCCUUCUGCACACCUAUUUUGUUCAUCCACACCUAUUUUAUUUCUUUUGUAUUCUACCUCUCCAAAGUUUGACAGGGAUUAAUUAAAAUUAAAAUAUACAGUAUAAAACAAUACUCUAUAACUGCAGGUAUUCUCUACAACCCCAGCUCAAAGAACUUUGGCUAAGGCAUAGACUAUUGGGUUUCAUUAAGUACACAAGGUUUCGUACUGCUUACAGUACAGGAGUGACUGCUCAGAAUUCAGGUAAAAUGCUUGCCAGUGUAUAUACUAUUACCUUCCAUUCACUGUUGGCAGUGGGGAGCUAGAUAGAAUAUCAUGAGUAACUUGUUCUUAUAAUAACAAGCAGUGGUGUUUUUUUGUUCAGAUCCAAGUAUUUGACUCCAGAUAAGGGGCUCAUUACAUGGUUCUCUUUAAAGUGUAGUAUAAACAACCCUAAGGAGUGAUUUUGACAACUAAGACACCUGUUUACUGUGCAGCCCUUAAGACCUGAGUCAAAUGUAAGAACAAAGUCUUUGGGACAAUAAGCCAUGUUUACUCUGGUAUAAGUCCCACUGUGCUCAACACAAACUAGCUGGAAAAUGCUUGCUUUAUUUGAAUAAAGUAGGAAAAAACAGUCCUGUUCCAGCUUCUUAAUAGGUUUGAUGUGGUUAACCAAAUUUAUCAAAAAAACGGUGCUUAAUUGUGACUUUUAGGAGCCCAAGCGUGCGUGCUUGUGUUUUCGACUGUUGACAGAGAGUCUUUUGAAGCAAUCCCUACUUGGAAGGAGAAAGUAGUAUCUGAAGUCGGAGACAUCCCUACAGUGCUUGUUCAGAAUAAAAUUGACCUCCUAGAUGAAUCUUGUAUAAAGAAGUAAGUGCUGUUGCCAUGCUUCGUGAAAUCAGUUUUCAAAUCGCUUAAAUGACUUUGUAACGGUCACACAAAAAUGCAAACAAUUCAAAGAAGCGGCAAGUAUUCGGUUUGAUAAUGGGCAUGGAUAUAUAUGGUCCGUUGUGGCUAGCUACCAGCAUGCAGGCCACAAACUAAACAAAUAUAGCUACAUGUAACUAAAAUACAUAGUAAAACAAUCUCAUCCAAACAACAAAGCAUCAAUAAUUAAAAUGUAUCAUAAACAAGCCCAUUUAAACAACAUAAUAAUGAAAGCAGGAUUUAGAGAGUAUGUAGUGAGUACAAACACAAAUGAGGUGUAUAGUUAGGUGGUGGUUAACUCUCCCCAUCCCACUGGCCCCUGCAGUCUUAUCGCUCCUGUUCUAACUCCAGUGGUUAUUUUUCUUGUACUGGAAGUGAGUGUGGCUUGGGCAGGCUGGGGAGUGAAGAGGAGUAGCUCAGCACCUCUAGUCCAUUCCACUUUAAAAUCAUUCAUGCCCCAUUCUCCAGUUCACACACUGGUAGGAUAGACCUGCGUCUCAUGACAUGGGCCUGGCACUCUAGGGUAUAGUUUGGCCACAGGCUCUUUGGAAAUGAAUGGCUGCCUAUUAAACUUGGGUGGUGUAGGGGUUAGAGUGUCAGACAAGGGCUUGGAUGGUGAGGGUAGAAAUCACCACUCAACCAUGAAGCUCACUGGAACCUUGGGACAUUCACUGUCUCUCAGCCAAACCCUCUCCACAGGCUUAUUUUGAGGAUAACAUGGGGAGUGCCCCUCUGAGCUUGGAUGAAAGAUGGAAUAUAAAUUUAAUAAACAAAUGUAGGGGAUUUAGUUUAACUUGGUUUAUGUAUGCAAGAGCUAUGUUUUCCCUGUUAUGGCAGAUAACAGAUGAACUCUGAAUAUCUUGAUUGAUUGCAUAUAUUUCAUAAGGUGCUGUGAUGGUUUAUAACAGACUACUGUAUAUACAGUGGACGCUCGGGUUGCGAACAUGAUCCAUGCGGGAAGCACGUUUGCAACCCGCAGCAUUCACAACCUGCAGCGCCGCGUGUGCGCACUCGCGGGAUGUGAUUCGGCGCUUCUGUGCAUGUGCAAAGCGCGAUUUAGUGCUUCUGCGCAUGCGCAAGCACCAAAACCCGGAAGUAACCUAUUCUGGUACUUCCGGGUUUGGCGUGGUGCGCAAUCCGAAGCGUCUGUAACCCAAGGUAUGACUGUAUUUUUAGUUACGUUUGCCCACCCACUAUCUGUUAGCUUCACCUCUUCAGUCCUUGUAGCAAAUAAACCUAAGGCUACAAUAUUGUCAACAGCAAUCUUCUGCUGCUCUUGCACACAGUUACCUUUCAGUAAUAUAAUCUACUUUCAUGAAGAUGAUUGAUUAAAUUUAAUCUAAAUUAAUUGUGUCUGUUGUACUGGGGGGAAAGAACCAGUGUCUGAAACAAUUUUCUGCUCCGGUAAACAGUGAAGAAGCAGAAGCAUUGGCAAAAAAGCUAAAAUUAAGAUUCUACCGAGCAUCUGUAAAGGAGGACCUAAACAUAACAGAAGGUAAGAGUUCGCUGUAACUUUUCCGGAAGGGAAUUUCAAAUGUUGUUUGCUUAUUUCAGUGAUGGCCAAACUUUGCCCUCCAGCUGUUUUGGGACUACAAUUCCCAUCAUCCCUGACCACUGGUCCUGUUUGCUAGGGGUGAUGGGAGUUGUAGUCCCAAAACAGUUGGAGGGCAAAGUUUGGCCACCACUGGCUUAGUUCUCGCCGAAGUGAUCAACCUAUAUCCAUUCUUGUCUGCAACACCUAAUUUUUAAUGUUCAGGAUGGAUUGAAGAGCAUUUGAUCAUGCAAAUAUCCAUCUGCAGUCUAAAGUGGUACGUCCCAAGUAAAGUAACUUUUCAAGCUAAAUUCAAAUUGCAAAGGGAAUGAUUGAAAAACUAAGGGCUCUAAGGCUGGCAGCAGAUAUGUAUGGGAGCAACCAUACCUUGGUAGUAGAACACGGGCUAUGCAGGCAGAGGGUUCCUGAUAUUGCCAGGUGAGUAUAGGAAAGACUCCUGUCUGACACCAUAGGUGUGACUUAAAGGCAGCUAUUUACAUUCCUAUAAUCAUGACGAAAAAGAUAUUGGCUUUAAUGUUGUGGAGCAGGGUUGGGCAGCUUGUUCAGCACAGAACAAACUGGGUGUACGUAUUUAGCUGUAGGUCAUUCUUAUAAAUAUACCAGGUGUUGGUUGUCCAAAUUGUUCUGAAAUGGUUUUAAUAAUAAUUUAUUUAUACCCCGCCCAUCGGGCUGAGUUUCCCUAGCCACUCUGGGCGGCUUCCAGCAGAAUAUUAAAAUACAAUGAUUCAUCAAAUAUUAAAAGCUUCCCUAAACAGGGCUGCCUUCAGUUGUUUUAUAAAAGUCCAAUAGUUGUUUAUUUCUUGGGCAUCUGAUGGGAGGGUGUUCCACAGGGCGGGCACCACUACCGAUAAGGCCCUCUGCCUGGUUCCCUGUAACUUGACUUCUCGCAGUGAGGGAACCGCCAGAAGGCCCUUGGCGCUGGACCUCAGUGUCCGGGUAGAACUAUGGGGGUAGAGACGCUCCUUCAGGUAUACAUGUGAUUCAUCCUGACCUGCAAUAUGUGUCUUAUCUUGCAUGUGACCACCUUCUGAGAUAUUUAUGUGGUUGGAUUUUUCUUUUUCUAUGGUUGGUAGGAGUUUUGUUACUUUGAAAUCGGACCUGGAUUAGUAGCUUGAAUAUGUAAAACUGUGCCUGUCUCUUUUUCUUAAUGCCUGAAAGUUUCUUUAUAUAUAUUCUGCAGUUUUUAAGUAUUUGGCUGAGAAGUAUCUUCAAAAACUCAAACAAAGAAUAGUUGAAGAUCCAGAAGUAGUACACACAAGUAGUAACAAAAUUGGUAUGUAUGCCGCCAGACAGUAUUGCCUGCUGAUAAAAUGUACUGUUAACUAUGGGGUGCCUGUUCUGUUCCUAGUGCAUUUCAAUGAAAGUGAAAUAAAAAAACACUUAAUUUGCCAAAUAGCUGUAGGGAAAAUGUGCUCUGUGUGCGUGGCUAUGAUUUCUAUUCUAUAAUGUCAAACUAUGGUACUAAUGACACGAGGGCAUGUCAGCCACUUUUCUUAAAAUCUUGUGCACUGAAGUUAUGCAAAGAAUGGACAGUGCAGAAUUCCCUGCAUAUUGGCAAUGUUUGAAAAUAUAUAGCUGCCAUUAAUGGUAAUUAUGCCAGCGAAGAUGUACAAGAGAUGGCUGUUUUCGUUUUGUUGUUUUUUAAAGAAAAAACUGGCACCUGAUGAAAAUAGCUUUGUAAACUGUCUUUUGUUUAUAGACACUGAACUUUUGUAUGUGGCUCUUCUUUAAAGUAUUUCACAGUCUGCUCUCCCCACCCCCCAUCGCCAUUUCUUGUGUCUAAAAGUAAGAUUUGUUGGCGCAGGGUUAUGUCUCUGCUGUGCUUUAGUUUGCCAAGUGAUGAGUGUGAGUGCCAAUGUCCAAUAACUGAGGGUGAAAUUCAACAUAGCGUUAACUGGAGUAUGUGAGAAACGAGCUUUCCUCGCGCAAUGGUACUCCCGGCCCUGCACCCCCUAAACUUGGGGCUUCCCCUGACCCUUUAAGGGGAGAAGAGAAGGGAAUUCCAUUGCAUGAGCAGAUCUCAUUCCAAGCAACAACUUAGUUGAAUCCUGCCCUUAGGUUUCGUCUUUUUUUCCCCUUUUCUUUUUUGCAAAAAGAUAUAUUAAAGAAUUGACAGUAGCAUACAUUAAUUUUAUUUAAUUGUCUCUGGGAUCUCGGCUUAUGAAGUCAUUAUUUGAUCAGGCACACAUUUCUAAAAUGGAAAAACUAAGGAUAAAUUGUGCAUUAUCCAUGCUUUUACAUUAAGUUGUAUUUCUAUUUAUCUAUCAAUCUAUCUAUCUAUCAUCUAUCUAUCUAUCUAUCUAUCUGUAUAUAGGACACAUCUCACAAUGUUCAAGAUGCUUACAAUUAAAAUUUUAAAAUCUCUCAUAUAUUUCAAAGAUGGUCAGUUUGCAUAUAUGUAACUCCGUUUUUGUGCCUGUGCUUGAUUUCAAAUAGGUGUUUUCAACACAGCAGGUGGAAGUCAUUCUGGGCAGAAUUCUAACUUGCUUAAUGGUGGUGAUGUCAUCAACCUAAGGCCAAACAAACAAAGGACCAAGAAAAACAGAAGCCCUUUUAGCAACUGCAGCAUUCCCUAACACUCCCGCAUAGAGAAGAAAAGAUGGUCUGACACAGCUGCUCGGCUGAAACCCAUAAGGGACACAACUGGCUGUAGAGGUGUUUUACCAGUGCUUUAGCAGAUGUUGCACGCAUUGCAUCUUGCAUUGAUAGUGGAUAUUCCUGUUGCAAUGAAUUAUUAUCAGUACAUAAUGAGACCCCUGGCAGCACAAAAAUAGAACCGUUGCCCCCAUGCAUUUGUUUUACAUUCAAUAGGACAACUUUCCAGGCGAAAGAUGCGUUGUAUUAAAGUAUACAAUAGGUUUCACUUUAUUAAAAAGAAAAAGAAAAAGUUCAGCUGAAAUGCUUAAGUAUUGGUACCGUUCAAGAGAAAAUGCCUUUUCCUACUUAUUUGACCACAUAGCUCAGUUGGGAUUAAUAGUUUGUUAAACUACCCUAUGCACAUUCUGGCAAUAUUGGCGGUGCAAUAUUUAUAUAGCUUAUGAAUUCUAGCUGCAAUGUGUGUAUAUAAAAACUUGGUCAUAGAUUCAGGAUAAUAAAUCAGGUACUGGGCCCAAUGAUAGGUUCCUGAUAAUUUCUGAACUGGCAUCCUAAAGAUGACUUUCAUUUAAAAAAAAUUUGGAACAAACCUUUCCCAAAUGGUGUUGUGCAUGCUUACAUUCUCCCUACUCUGUGGGCCUUAACUUUUCUUUUAAAAAAUGGUACGGUGCCAAAGGCAAAUACUUAUGCUGCUACACCUAGAUGUUUUAGUUAAUUUAGUGUCAUAUGUAUAUACAUAUAUAUUCUAAAUUUUAAUGAGGCAAGCAGGUGAUAAAUGGUACAGCCUGGUAAUUCUAUUUUCAAUCAGCUCUGUUUUUGAAAAAAUAGAACCCUAUAGCUUAUAUAUUAAUGGAAAAACAUGGAAAAAAUAUAGAGAUUUUUUUAUCAAAGUGCUUUUGAGGACUUUUUCUAGUGCUUGUUGUAAUAUCUAUUGAGCAUCCCAGGUUCAGGGUAAUAAGCCCCCCCCUUUUUUUGUUACUUUAAAUACACACUUGUUCUUAAUCAUGCCGUUGUGGCUCUUAUGCAUAGUCUUAGAGCAAGACCUUCCAGGUGGGUUGGAGCCAGAGCUAAGGGUACAUAUUGGGACUUGGGGAAAACUGACUUCCACAUCCCUUCCUCUCCACAACAACCCCCCUGAACAUGGUCCACUAACUUUUUGGAGGCUGAAUGUGAUAGGGUUAUGAAGGCUCUCUCUGUGAAUUCUCCCUCAGCACUCCUAUGUCACAGCCCACCCCAUUCAUCAGGAUGGCAGUAUUUUCAGGGCACUUGGAUUGAGGGCAUUAGUUGUUUUUAAAAAAUCUCAAGCUGCAAGAUCAUUGGUAAAACUUUAACCCUAGUUUUCUUUGUUGAAGCAUGCAUUUAUAAGAUUGCUUUCUGUUUACAUAUUGUUUAAUAUUUCUACAGUAUUUCUGUAACUAAGUUCUGUCACUACCAAAUUACUCUGAUUCUAAACUUUGGAUAUUAGUAGCUGAGGAACGUAAUUAUAUCCAAGGGUGAAUAACAUGACCUGGAGCUCUGGCAGCUGAAUUGUACAGUUCUUUUGAAUAUUGAUCUUGUUUCAUGAAUGUUACUUUUCAGCUACCCAAUAGAUUUAAAACUAUAUCCAUCAACCUUGAAAUAUUGCAUUGUCCGUCCUAAGAGAACAUCCCACAGUAAGUGUUAUAUUUUGAGAGAGGGCUUCUGAAAUUCCAUGAACAUGCAUAUGCUAAAACUAACAUACUUUUUCUUUGAUGGGAGUCUUUGCCUAGCUAUCAAGUAACAUGGAAUGAAAAGUAUAUAGUUAUACAUACAUAAUGAAUAGCAUAGGAUUCCUUUUGCUUUCAUAACCAUUCCCAUUGCUGGCAAUGAGUUGGGCAUUGCAGUAAUCAAUCCCUUACUUCAUUGUGAAUUGUUGGAUUAAGUACCUUGUUUUUUAAACAAGUGCAUUUACUCACUGGAUGGCUGUAGAUGUAUGGGUCCAAACUGUAUUAAGUCUUGCUUUGUUUUGACAAAUGCAAGAGCAUAUCAGCAAGUUACCAAUUGUCCACUGUCAAUCUUACUUAAGUAUCUAUGGCUCUGUGUGCACAUUAUUUUUAUAUGAAAAUUUUUACAUUAAACUAGUAGCCUUACAUGUUUUGUACUUGUGAACAGAAGGAAUCUGAUCUCAGUGAUUUUUUUACUUGUUUGGCUUUGUAUAAAAUAGUGCAAAUGUAAUGUGUGUUUAUAACAUGUACUUGUGCUGCUGUACGUUGAGGUUUGAGCGCAUACUGUUUUCAGAAUUUAAAGCUUGAGUUGAGUGCCUUUAGUAGGCUAAAGAUUGAUAACUGACCAUCCUAGAUAUCUCUAGGAUAUCUUUUCUUAAUGCCAGAAAAUUAUUACAGAAGUCAUCUGUAAUGCAUUUCCAAUAUAGAUGUAUUAAGUACAGAAGGAAGAUGCACUACCAGUCAUUUUUGUAUCAUGUUCAGCUACGAGUCCUGUUGGCAGAAGCCCUGCACCAGGAUUUCUGUUUGCACAAGGGGCUUCCCCCACUUUUCCUCCCCGCAUGCACCCCAGAGCAGCACAUAAGAGAAGGAAUUGUUCCAUCUUGCAAGCCAACAUACUUGCACUGAGGAAUCAGUCAGUGUUGAAUUCCUGCCUAAUGAGCAACUGCGUUAAUUGAAAGUCAUUGCUAGAUGUCUAAGCGAGAAGACUUUUCAUGCAAAAAACAACAACUUUGCAUAUGUUGCUAAAUGUAUGGGUAACACUGCCAGCUUUGAUAGUUGUGAUAGCUGGCCCAUUUUGAAAGAGGGAAGUGGGUUCUGCUAACACCUCUACAGUGGUGAUUUGCGCUGUUAACCAGCUAUCUACCUUGUUCUUUGUCCACAGUCCCAGGCUAGUAAACAUCAUUUUUCAUUCAGCGCUGGAUACUGGAUGUGUAUCUCUCUCUACUUGUUCCUUUAUAUGCACAAAAUAGACUCCAUUGGUAUUGUCUGUGUGCCAAAGCCUAUUUCCAUACCCCUGUGCCCCUUAGGUGAACUGGAACCUAAGGAUUUUAACCGAAAGCUGAUUUUCCAUAAAACUGGCAUGCAGUCAACUGGUAUUUACUAACAUUCCUUUCUUAAAUCAUAAUAUGCCUUGGAUACAAUGCAGUGUCUGCCGGGCAUUCACCUAUUCUCAAAUUUUUAAAGGUGCCAGUUAUGUUGUAGUGUGCCUGAUUCUGAGUUAUGUUUCAAGUCCUAACUAUUGUAGGAUAACAAAAGUGACUGGUAUUCUGUCUGUUUACUGCAUUUAUUAAUAAGUUGUAGGCAGAUUUUCAUUUUUUUUUUAAAGAAAACAGAAAACCUCCAGAGCUGUUUACAGUAGUAAAAACUAUGCUAAUGAAGUAAUAAACAUCCCUCAAACAGCAAAAUAUCAUUGCAGUGCUGGAAUUAUUAAAUCAGCAUCAGUGGACAAGGGAAAUGUCUAAGUGAGGAAGUAUGUUUUAAAUAAACAUUUGAAACAAUUGCGCCUGCUAUAUUGCAGAGGGGAGCUUGUUCUAAGGGGCCUGCCUCUGUUGUUCCCAGGUGGAGUUCCACUGGUCAUAGUACUUCUCUCACAUAAUGAUGCAUCAACCUCCCCCCAGACCUAGCUGCAUAACCCUCAGCAUCUGGCUUGAACAAUGGUCAAAAAAAUCAUAUUGUGAUUGGUCUACACAAGCAUCUUGUCCAUGUUUGUAGGAUGAAAACAACUGAAACAGGUGCCACCAAGCCAGGCAUUGGACACCUCACCUGGACCUGGAAAUAAUGGCAGGACUCAAGUUCCUAUGAAGGCAAGCCAUUUGAUUCUCUAUGCACUUAGCAUUGUCACAGCAGGCUUCCAAGAGUUCCACCAUCUCAUUUGCAAUGGUAGAUGCCAAUAAACCCCACUGGAUGGGCAGGUCAAAGAUGCAUUGGAGGCGACUAUGCAACCUUCAUUGCUUCCACCACAAUAGGGUGCACAACACAUGUUUGGUCAGCUUCACAGCGAGUCUUAACUCCAUUUGUGCACCAGCUAUCAUUUGGCCUUCCUCACUACCCAGAGCGUUGCAGAAAACUGGGGAGCAAUUUCCACAGUCAUAACAGAGUUGUAGCAACUUACGACCAAAUUGAUACUUACACGUUAAGAUUUCUGAGCAGGUGGAAUAAUAGAAGGAGUGCGACUAGAAUAUAAAGUUUCUCACAAUUUGCCUUGGUCCAGCAAUUUGUAGCUCUAUAGAUAAAAAUAAAUAAAAAUAACCUUUACCAG